This is a messenger RNA of Ectocarpus sp. CCAP 1310/34, 894 nucleotides long. The record is from the annotation of a GenBank genome assembly. NCBI's taxonomy places the organism in Eukaryota, Phaeophyceae, Ectocarpales, Ectocarpaceae.
AUGAUCGGAGUGGCCGAGGCCAUGAGUCUUGGUUCCAAGAUGGGAAUGGACGCGAAGGCCAUGAAGAUUAUGAUCGUUGUCUUUGACUAGCUUAUGGGGUGUAUGUAGGUGUCGUGAGAAUGGGAGCAAGCCAGGCGUUGUGUAUACGCGCACUGGUAGCGUUCACGUCACGCGGCGAGUGAGCGCUCCCAGUCUCUGCCGAUGGCGGCACGCGCGCACCAGCUUUACUCCCAGCUAUGCAACGAAGGGUGGGUGGUCUCCUCGAACAACACGUGUUGGACGUGUGUCAAGCCACUUUCAACUUUCAACGGGCGCUUGUGCUUUGAAAUAGACUAGAACCAACGUCAAGUAAACGGGGGCCAUGCGUACCACAACACUUCUUCUGCUGAUCAAGUGCAAAACGGCCUACUUCGAAAUCUGCUUUCUUUUCCGGUACCAACACACAACCCAAAUAGUUUAAGGGUUUUAGGCAUGGACAAAUUGCCGUGGACCCUCGAUUCAGAUUUUGUUGUUCUACCGAGUGUCCACUCUACGCAUUCUUGGUUGUCGUCUCCGCCACGCACAGAGCACAUGGCAGCCGUGGAGCUGUUGGCCGCCAGUUUACUGCUCGCGACUGUUGCCGUGCGUGUUGGCAGGAACGCCCACAAAGAUUUUUCAAGCAUCUACGAGCUCGUUGCCAAGUGACCACGGACGACCGAGGAGGCGCAUCACAUUGGAGGGCGGGGAACAAGCUUUCUCACGCAUGACACGGAUAGAACAGCCAGAUGUGGACAUCUUCAGCGACUGACACUUGCGGCAACAAUAUGGAGAGCGGCUCAGAUGUCUGUUGUCACCUUUUACCCGCGGGUACCUGAGGACGUAGCUCAGAGUAACCACCCCACCCGAUGAUACUGA